Molecule: messenger RNA, 1470 nt
Organism: Acaulospora colombiana
Lineage: Eukaryota; Fungi; Glomeromycota; Glomeromycetes; Diversisporales; Acaulosporaceae
Source: the annotation of a GenBank genome assembly
GGCGUUCAGAAUCUUUAUAACCGUAUGGAAAGGAUGUAUCUUCUUGGUCCAGAGUUUAUUGAUAUUACCUGGAAUGCUGGUGGAACUUCUUCGCAACUAACGAGUGAGAUCACUGCCACUGCACAGUCUGUGUACGGUUUAGAGACUGUUAUGCACUUGACUUGCACCAAUAUGCCAAAAGAAAAAAUCGAUAAGGCAUUAAAGGAUGCCAAAGAAUGCGGCUGUCAAAAUAUUCUUGCUCUUCGUGGGGAUCCACCAAGGGGUCAGGAUCGAUGGGAAGCAUGCGAAAAUGGAUUUUUAAAUGCCAUUGACCUUGUUCAUUAUAUUCGCGCCGAGUAUGGUGAUUAUUUUGGCAUUUGUGUGGCAGGUUAUUGCGAAGGUCACGUUGAUAACCCCGACAAAGAGGAUGAUAUGCGGCGCCUCAAAGAAAAAGUAGAUGCUGGUGCAGAUUUUGUAGUGACUCAAGUAUUUUAUGAUGUAGAUAUAUUUUUGGAUUGGAUUAAAAAGUGCCGUGCAAUUGGUAUUACUUGUCCUAUUAUUCCGGGAAUUCUACCAAUUCAAAACUAUACUGGAUUUAAUAGAAUAAUAACCCUAUCAAAGACUAUUGUUCCCCAAUUUGUCUUGGAUGCUUUGGAACCUAUUAAAGAUGAUGAUGCUGCUGUGAAAGAAUAUGGAAUCAAAUUAGCUGUUAAUAUGAUUAGAAAAAUGUAUGAAAAUGGGAUUGAUGGUUUUCAUUUUUAUACUAUGAAUUUGGAAAGAUCUACACGUCUGAUAUUAGAAGCUCUGGAGUUUGUAGCACCGGUGGAAAAUGUAAAACCGCUACCAUGGUGCCCGGCCAAAGAAGCUCUCGAAUUAUGGGGCUAUCCCUACACUUUGAAUGAUAUCUUAUCUAUCUUUGUUCAAUAUUGUCGUGGGGAAAUUAUAUCCCUACCAUGGUCUGAUCAAUCACUUGCCCAAGAGACUGAAGUCAUCAGAGAUCGUUUAGCUUAUAUAAAUUCAUUGGGAUAUUUAACAAUUAAUUCUCAACCUGCCGUAAAUGGUGCUCGCAGUGAUGACAAGGCGUAUUUAGAAAUUUUUGUUUCACCUACAAGACUCGAUUCUCUGACCGCGAAAAUUGAACGUGAUCCCAACAUAACAUUUUAUGCGGUCAACAAACAGGGUGACUUGAAAACUAAUACUCAGAGUGAAGGACCUAAUGCUGUCACAUGGGGAGUAUUCCCUGGCAAAGAAAUUAUUCAACCAACAAUUGUUGAAGCUGUGAGCUUUAUGGCCUGGAAGGAUGAGGCUUUCGAAUUAUGGAAUGAAUGGGCUAAAAUUUAUGAACCUGAUUCUAUAUCUCGGAAAUUGAUUUCACAAAUAGCGGAGAAUUGGUAUUUGAUCAACAUUGUGUAUAACGACUUCCAUGACGGUGAUAGUAUUUUCAAAAUUUUUGAUCAUGAUGCAGAUAACCUAUUAGAUGCCGAUCGUUGA